Molecule: messenger RNA, 999 nt
Organism: Drosophila albomicans
Lineage: Eukaryota; Metazoa; Arthropoda; Insecta; Diptera; Drosophilidae
Product: mitochondrial coenzyme A diphosphatase NUDT8
Exons: 2
Coding region: 124-957 (277 amino acids)
Molecular function (GO): coenzyme A diphosphatase activity
Source: RefSeq, a predicted model, not a curated record
UAAGCGAUGAGGCGGCAUCAACAAAACAGCUGAUCACUCACUGCCAGUUGAACAUCCAAAGUUCAAUCCACUGUCUUUUGUUUACAUCACAACCAAUUUGUUAUUAAAUUCGUACAAAAGAAAAUGUCUCGUAAAUUGUUUGGUGAUAUAAUUAGGCGACAAUUGCUGCCGCAAACAUGGCGACAAAUGCACAACAAAAGCAACAGCAAUCCACCAAUAACGCUGACCAAUGCGGAUUAUGAGAUGCUCCUGUCGGAUGAGCAGCGUCAACGUUGCAUGGACAACUUGCGCAAUCUGCCGGCCUACCAAAGGCCCAAGGCGCUAACACACCACAAGCGCGAACAAACCUUGGCGGCUGUGUUAAUAGCUCUCUGCGUGGAACGUGACACUAAUGCUGUAUCAGUGCUAUAUACACGACGAUCCCGACACUUACGCGCCCACAGUCUGCAGAUGUCGUUUCCGGGCGGCAAACGCGAUGAAAGUGAUGCAGAUUUCAUUGACUGUGCGCUGCGUGAAACGGAGGAGGAAAUCGGUUUGCCACGACAACGUGUAGAAAUCUGGGGCGAAACGAAACAGAUACUCCUGCCACGCACCUCGACGAUUGUGCCCGUCGUGGGUGUCGUCCGGGAUUUUCACAUCUCACAGCUAAAGCUCAACCAUGACGAGGUCGAGGAAGCCAUGAGCAUACCGCUGCAAUCGCUGCUCUUGCCCACAGCCACGAGGCACACACAGUUUAAGAGUGGCUACAGCGGUCCCGUUUUUGUCGUCGAUCAGCAUCGCAUCUGGGGCAUCACGGGCUAUCUGACCUAUGUAUUUCUGCGCUGUUUGCUGCCCAAUCACCUCAAGAACGAAGCUCUCAAAACGAACAUUAAAUUCGUUCGACCGUACAAAGUAACGCCGCCCAAAGUGACGCAUCAUCAUCAUCAUCAUCAGGAGGAAGGAAAGCUGGACAAAUAAACCGAGGAUGCCAAGAAUACUCCUCCUCCUCCUCAGCUCAAC